UUACGCUCACUCCGCUCUUCACAUAUCACAUCUCUUUCUUUACAGUUAUUCAUUUUGCAGUGAUUUAUUUUUCUCCUUCAUUUUUAUUUCUCGGUUCUUGUUGAGUUUUAUCUUGAACUCUGUAAACGAUGGAGCUGAGCAGGAAAAACGUUCCACUUUAUGGUCAUGCAAGAGUGUAUUUUUUACUCCCCUCAGUAACACACUUUGAGGAGGUGUUUGUGGUUCUAGAAGGUUCCACGCUGCUGCAUGUUCUCCAGACUAAAUUCCACCGCCUGCUCUACUUCAUCACUCCAGAGUCUCUGCUGCACCUGUGUGUGCGGUUGGGGUUUGUGUGUGUGUGUGAGUUCCUCCUGUGUCAGCCUGGUGCUCUGAUGAUGAUCAAUUCAGCCAAUCAGACUGGAGACACGCCACUACACCUGGCCCAGCGGACCAAACAGCGGGAGCUGGUCAGCCUCCUCACCCACCCCCCUAACCCUCUGACCACACCCCUGGGCGGGGUCUCUCAGGUGUGGACAGGUCAGUCAGGCCUGCUGAGGUUCAGCCAUACCUUCAGCGUAAUGUCACUGUCUGUGUGUGCGUCUUCCACUCACAUCCUCCACUCAGCUGUCCAGCUGCUGACCGAGUGUGUGUCCGACUGUACACUCACACACAUGAUUAAAGAGCUCUGUGUUGGGAGCAGAGCAGGAAAUGGAGGGUCUAUAUCAACAUUUUCAGAUGAACCACAAUCAAGAGAAUCACCACGUGGUGUUGUUCGAUACAGUAAGUUUAGCAGUUCCAGUGAUGAUGAUGAUGAUGAUGGUGAUGAUGAUGAUGAUGAUGAUGAUGAUGAUGAUGAUGAAGAGCUAUUAUUACCCUUAAACUCCGGUGGAUCAGAAAAUCAGCCGAACUGCAUUGGUUCUCCUGCGUUAUUCAGCCAGAGUUUAGAAACAGAACUGAGAAGCAGAUGCAAUGAUGAGCAGCAUCACUCCAUACACAGCUCAUCUCCGAGCAGCCAAUGGGCUCUACUGACCCACAAUACAACAGACCCUGAAGACACAGAGACGACCAGUCAAAGUAAGAAGAGCAGCAAUGGAGAACUGACAUCAGAGGAAGAGAAAAAUAAACAAAUCUCUUCAUUGGACACAGAAACGGAAACGUGCCGGACUGUAAGCGUCCUGCAUAGACGAGAGGGCAGCAACACCAACCUGCAAGCCGAUCAGGAGCAGCACUCACCUGAGCAUCUGCCUGGACAGGAGUGUGAAACACCUCACACACAGAGACCCCCUAAGGACUCAAGUUUCUCUGUGUCUGAGUUUUGCUCUGACUCUGAGUCCGUGAGCUGGAGGAAUCCUCAACAACUAAAGCCUUUCAACAACUGUCCUAUCCUGCUAUAUUCCUCGAGCCAGAGUUCUCCAGCUCUGUUUGUCAGUCACAACAAUACUGAGACUUGCAGAAGGCGCAGUAACAGUGAGGGGUGUGGUCAUGAGGUCACUGUGAGGAAAUCCUGGUCUCUGAUUGGAGAUUCCACUUCAAGUCUGCUGACCCAUAGCUCAGCUCCUGCCCCGCUGGACUACACAGCAGAAUCCUGGAGUGCUUUGGUGGAUGCUGAGUUUCUGAACAUGCUGGACAGAGGAGUGGUCAAGAGACAGGAGGUUAUCUAUGAGCUGAUGCAGACGGAGUUUCAUCACGUGCAGACACUGAUGGUGAUGGCAGGGGUCUUGAGGCGGGGCUUACUGGAAGAAGUGCAACUGGAGGAGGAUGUGAUUGGUCAAAUUUUCCCCAGUCUGGAUGACCUCAUCACGCUCCACAGAAACUUCCUAGCUGCUAUGGAGAUGAGGAGGCGGAGCUCCAGCUCUGCAGAAAACUGCAAAAACUACAAAAAAUACAUCAUUCAGCGAAUCGGGGAUGUUCUACUGCAGCAGUUCUGUGGGUGUGUAGGAGAUCAGGUGACAGGGCUGUAUGGAGAUUUCUGCAGUAAACACUCCGACGCUCUCAGAAUUUACAAACAGCUUCAGCAAAACAACCGGAAGCUGCAGCUGUUCAUCAGACAGCAGAGCAGCAAUUCUGUCAUUAAGCGGAGAGAAAUCCCAGAAUUCCUGUUGCUGAUCACUCAGAGGAUCACUAAAUACCCCGUCCUGGUGGAAAGACUGCUGCACUGCACUGACGAGGGCACUGUGGAGCAGCGUGACGUUGCUGCGGCACUGGAGGGUCUGAGGGGGGUGUUGGCAGGCGUAGAGCUGCACGUGUCCAAGGUCCAGCGGGCACAGAAGCUGGAUGACAUCAUUGGCCGACUGGACCCGAAGAGCUGCACUCGACUGAAGAGCGGAGAAAUCUUCAGCAAGCACGCCCUCACGCACACCACACACACACUCACACACUCCGCAACGCUCACCUGCAGAACCACCUCCGGCAGACUCAGAGAAGUUCUCGGUCUUCUUCUAUCAGAUGUUCUGGUGUUUCUUCAGGAGAAAGAGCAGAAGUUCACAUUUGCUACUUUGGAGCAGAAGUCUGCUGUAGUUCCUUUAAAGGGUUUGAUCUGGAGAGAGAUAGCCAAUCAGGAGAGAGGAUUGUUCCUGAUCAGUAGUGACCCUUCCGCCGGACCGGAGAUGUAUGAGAUUCACACGAACACUCGUGAGGAGCGCAACACCUGGAUAACACACCUGCAGCAUACCACCCACAGUUUGUCUGAUGACACUGACAGGGAGCUGAAGAGUAAUGAGGAGCAGAAAAUAAAGAAAAUUCAGAAACUACAAGAGGCUGUGUUUUCUGUGGAUCUGCAGGUGUGCGCGGCUCUGGAUGAGAAGCUGUGUGUGUGCGCUGGUGGGCAGAGUGUGAGUUCUCUUCACCUGCUCAUUCAGCCACAUCACUACACACUCCAUACACACACACUGCAGGGACUCACACUACUGCAGGAUGCCCAGAGAGAGGUGGUUAAUCUGGUGGUCACUCUGACUCCGUGGUUUUCUCCUCACUGUGACUUUAAUCUGGAUGCCGAGGGACUGAGCACGCCCAGUGUGAUCUGUCCUUUAAAGCAGAUGGAUGCUGUUUUAAUGACCGCAGGAUUCCCCGUCCAGAUUCACUUACAGGAGAGAAUCCAGACCCUGAUUCAGACUCUCUACAGCCUGCAGGCUGUGGUGAUUAUUCAGGACAGUUUGUUUGAGGUUCAGAAGCUCCUCCUUCUGGAUGAUGAAGCCCCGCCCCUAUGGCUGCCCACCGACUGUGUGGAUGUGAAGAGGGCGAGUGAGGAGUGGCUGAAGGCGGUGGAGGAGAGAGAGAGAGAGCAGGAGGAGGAGAUGGAGAGAUUAGAGACGGAGUGGGCAGAGUUGGAGGCGGAGCUGCAGGAGUUUGAGGGGUGUGUUCAGACUCUGAGGGAUGAAGAAUUUAGGGUGGAGCAAGAGAGGAGGAGAGUGGAGGAGGAGAGAGAGAGCUUAGAGAGAACUCUCGGACUCACUCACCACCACCACAACAACAACAGUCGCUGACUUAGAGUCAGGGAACGCCUCUGAUCUCCAGUUAAUACAGCGGUAAUGAAUAAAACACAAUAUAUAUCAACCGUGUGGUGAACGGAGUGACAGACUGGUCAUAAUUUGUAAUGGUGUAAUCUGUAAAUUCAUGAAAUGUCCUGUAAUCUCGUCUGUAAUAACUGUAUGUGUAGUGUAAGGUCCAACUGUCCGUCUGUCUGCAUUUUCUCCUGUAUGUUGAUGAUUAAAUGAGAAAUGAAAAGCAGCGUAAUUGUAUCUGCUGAGACAAAUUCUGUUUUGGGUGGACUGUUUUUGUUAUAUCUGCGGCUGUGCUAAUAAUCAGUCUAAUAAAAGUGAACUCUGUGCUCA
Molecule: messenger RNA, 3809 nt
Organism: Pygocentrus nattereri (red-bellied piranha)
Lineage: Eukaryota; Metazoa; Chordata; Actinopteri; Characiformes; Serrasalmidae
Gene: arhgef28b
Product: rho guanine nucleotide exchange factor 28
Exons: 30
Coding region: 129-3461 (1110 amino acids)
Biological process (GO): actin filament organization; regulation of Rho protein signal transduction; positive regulation of neuron differentiation
Cellular component (GO): cytoskeleton; ruffle membrane
Molecular function (GO): guanyl-nucleotide exchange factor activity; microtubule binding
Source: RefSeq, a predicted model, not a curated record